Messenger RNA from Phodopus roborovskii (desert hamster), 1477 nucleotides. RefSeq names its product jumonji domain containing 6, arginine demethylase and lysine hydroxylase (gene Jmjd6). Gene Ontology annotation, biological process: phagocytosis. Gene Ontology annotation, cellular component: nucleus; cytoplasm. The record is from RefSeq and is a predicted model, not a curated record. Lineage: Eukaryota; Metazoa; Chordata; Mammalia; Rodentia; Cricetidae. The coding region runs from base 54 to 1262 and encodes 402 amino acids. The transcript is spliced from 6 exons. Gene Ontology annotation, molecular function: P-TEFb complex binding; histone H4R3 demethylase activity.
AGGGAGCGAGCUGCGUCGAGGUCGUGGCGGGGCCGGACGGUGACCUGCUCGGCAUGAACCACAAGAGCAAGAAGCGCAUCCGCGAGGCCAAGCGGAGUGCGCGGCCCGAGCUCAAGGACUCGCUCGACUGGACCCGGCACAACUACUACGAGAGCUUCCCGCUGAGCCCGGCGGCCGUGCCGGAUAACGUGGAGAGGGCUGACGCUUUGAAGCUUUCGGUGGAAGAAUUUGUCGAGCGGUACGAAAGGCCUUACAAGCCCGUGGUUCUGCUCAAUGCCCAAGAGGGCUGGUCCGCGCAGGAGAAAUGGACUCUGGAGCGCCUCAAAAGGAAAUACCGGAACCAGAAGUUCAAGUGUGGUGAGGAUAACGACGGCUACUCGGUGAAGAUGAAGAUGAAAUACUACAUCGAGUACAUGGAGAGCACCCGUGAUGACAGCCCCCUUUACAUCUUUGACAGCAGCUAUGGUGAACACCCCAAAAGAAGGAAACUUUUGGAGGACUACAAGGUGCCCAAGUUUUUCACGGAUGAUCUUUUCCAGUACGCGGGGGAGAAGCGCAGGCCCCCUUACAGGUGGUUUGUGAUGGGGCCACCACGGUCUGGAACUGGGAUUCACAUUGACCCUCUGGGAACCAGUGCCUGGAAUGCCUUAGUUCAGGGCCACAAGCGUUGGUGUCUGUUCCCCACGAGCACUCCCCGAGAACUCAUCAAGGUGACCCGAGAAGAAGGGGGAAACCAACAAGAUGAAGCCAUUACCUGGUUCAAUGUUAUUUAUCCACGGACACAGCUUCCAACCUGGCCACCUGAGUUCAAACCCUUGGAGAUAUUACAGAAACCAGGAGAGACUGUCUUUGUACCAGGGGGCUGGUGGCAUGUCGUUCUCAAUCUUGACACCACCAUUGCCAUCACCCAGAACUUUGCCAGCAGUACCAACUUCCCUGUUGUGUGGCACAAGACGGUAAGAGGGAGGCCAAAGUUGUCAAGGAAAUGGUACAGGAUCUUGAAGCAGGAGCACCCUGAGCUGGCAGUCUUGGCCGACGCGGUUGACCUCCAAGAGUCUACAGGCAUCGCCUCUGACAGCUCGAGCGACUCCUCCAGCUCUUCCAGCUCCAGCUCCUCUGAUACAGACUCGGAGUGUGAAUCUGGGUCUGAAGGUGACACAGCACACCGCCGGAAGAAGAGGAGGAUGUGCGGCACGGUGGGGAAUGGGGACACUACCUCACAGGACGACUGCGUGAGCAAAGAGCGCAGCUCCUCCAGGUGACCACGCGUGGCAGCGGCGCCUGUGCGAGGAUGGCCCGCAGCCAUGGGCAAGGCCCGAGCCUGGGGACGGCAGCCCAUGGGAACCUGCAGAACCAGGGAGGGCUGGCACCGGAGGACGAGGACACCAGAGUGGGAUUGGUAGCGUUUGGUACGGUGGCCUUCUCUCCAUGGUCAUGUCUUAUCAUAGGGCAAAGGUGUGCGGUGGUGCCAAGAGCG